AUUGACGAGAACACGCACGUAGCUGUCAGUAGGAAAUGCAGGCUGCUGGUGUUGGACUUACCCCGACCGCUGUGCUUGGAUACAUUAAACAAAGAAAGUCAAUUUAGUUUCAGAAUGAAAACUAUUAUUUCGAAGCUCGCUUGCAUUUGGCGAGAAUCGUCUCAGCAAAAUGUUUAAAUGAGGCAACCGAAACAAUCUGCCAGCUAGCUAACAGAACACUAUCGGCGCUAAUGCUAAUAGGUACAUUAAGCUAACUUAGGUUAGCUGGUAACUUAGCCAGCAAAGCUCGCCGAUUUCAAGCUCGCCUGCGCUUCCAGGUCCUCGCCCCCGUUCAGCGGGUUCCUGCCGUGGUCUUCAUCUUUUUUUUCCUCGUUACUUCAUUUCACUGAGGAGGAGGUUGCGGAACCGGAGCAGUGGCGGGGGGAGCGUACGGAUAGGAACGACCCCCCCCCUGGACGUCCAGGCGGACAGAUCACAGUGACACGCCGGUUGUGGAGAUCAGAGUGGAAUCAUGGCCGAACUCUUCAUACUAUCCCCAUCAACCCCUGCGUUGGGUGAACCUCAUGCAGUUCCAUCCAUGCCUCCAUCCUCAUCGGCACACCCUGCUACCAACAGCCUUGCUCCAGAGUCUGCCAGGGAGACGUCCACACCUAAGUCUUCCCUCUACAAUGACAAAGCUUUGACUGGAAACCCUCCUGCAGCACAAUCAGAGAGCUCAUCCAUUACUCCCCACCCAUCCCUGAGUCCUCUAAAACUCACUGCUGAGACCCCCCUCACAUUAUUGGUACACAAGGCUGCUCCACAAACAGAGGACUCAGGAGGAAAAGUUGCAGAGACUGGAGCUAAUGUUAUUAAGCAGCAAACGAUGAUCUGUGACUCACCAGCUGUAGAGCCCUUUAAUACUGAAAAUGAAACCCCAGCACUGUCAAGUGAGCCAUCAGCUCAGAGUGAGGUGCAACAGGCACCCUCCUUUCCUGAUCUCGAUCCUGGUCCUAAUCUCUACCCCAAUGUGCAUGUCACACACAAUCCAAAUCCUGUCAUGGAUGACGGUCAAUUUACAGCAGGCCACCCCCCCGAACCCCGAAUCGCUUCCAUUCCCAUGCCUGCUCCCACAGAAUCCGCCGAUACGGCAGCAUCAUCAACAGCCGAAGAGGAGAAACCUCAGCCACUUCAACAAGCACAAAACCCUCAAAGUCAGCCUCCUCCAGUCUCUCCAAAGCCUGACACUCCCAGUGAAGCAAUGAAAGCAGAACUGCCCAGCACUCCCACAAGAGCCGAACACCCCAGCCCGACUGUUCCACUGAUCCAAGAGCCAGCCUCUGCCUUCCCGCUGCCCAACCCCAAACCCCGGCCGGCCCCUGACACCCUCAGCUACCUAGAGUCAGCCAGCCUGAUGUCGGGGACAUUGGAGUCUCUAUCUGGGCUGGGAGAGGACGGCAGCUCUGUGGGCUCAGACUCAGAGGUCAAUGGCAUGUCUGUCAGACGCAUUGAUAAAUAUGGCUUCCUAGGUGGGAAUCAGUACAGUGAAACAGGUGAGAAGGAAGUUCGAGUUGAAGUCGCCAGACAAAGGGAGGUAAAAUGGCUUGAUAUGUUCUGCAACUGGGAUAAAUGGAUCAAACAUCGCUUCCAGAAGGUGAAGUUGCGCUGCAGGAAGGGGAUUCCAUCUUCUCUCAGAGCCAAAGCCUGGCAGCUGCUGUCAAACAGCCAAGAGCUCCUGGAUGCCAACCCUGGAAAAUUUGAGGAGCUGGAGAGAGAGCCAGGAGAAGCUAAAUGGCUGGACAUUAUAGAGAAAGAUCUCCACAGACAGUUUCCCUUCCAUGAGAUGUUUGCUGCUCGUGGUGGCCACGGGCAACAAGACCUGUUCCGGAUACUGAAGGCCUACACCAUUUACCGGCCUGACGAGGGCUACUGCCAGGCCCAGGCUCCUGUGGCUGCAGUGCUGCUCAUGCAUAUGCCUGCUGAGCAAGCUUUUUGGUGCCUCGUCCAGAUAUGCGAGAAGUAUCUUCCCGGCUACUACAGCGCUGGACUGGAGGCGAUCCAGCUGGAUGGUGAGAUCUUCUUCUCCCUGUUGCGGCGUACGUGUCCAAUGGCGUACCGUCAUCUUAAGAAGUUCAAGAUUGACCCGAUUCUCUACAUGACUGAGUGGUUCAUGUGCAUCUUCUCACGCACCUUGCCAUGGGCCAGUGUUCUGCGUGUGUGGGACAUGUUCUUCUGUGAAGGGGUGAAGAUAGUGUUUCGUGUGGGACUGGUGCUACUGAAACAGAUACUCGGCUCUGUGGAUAAACUGCGGGAACUACAGGGCAUGUAUGAAACCAUGGAGCGUCUUAGGAACAUUUCACCCGAUGCUAUCAGAGAGGAAAUAUUGGUACAGGAGAUUAUCAUUCUCCCGGUGACGGAGUCGCUCAUAGAGAGGGAGUGCAACGUCCAGGUGAGGAAGUGGAGGGAAUCCAGAGGGGAGCUGACACACCAGCCGGCCCGCCGCCUCCACGGUACGAGGGCCAUCUUCGACUACAAACGCCGCGCUGCCUCCAUCAGCUCCGGCGGCAGCUUCUCCUUCCUGGGAAGCUCGAUCCCGGCGCCAGGACCCCUCAGGGCCUCCUCCAGCCUCCUCUCACUCCCUGGCUUCCGCAGGUCCAAGGCUCCCUUCCACUCUCAAACCAAGAAGGGCUCCUUCUCGGGGCCCUCAGGGAUGCAGGGCCUGACGCAUCAGUCGCCAAGCCCGGAUCGAGGCCCCAGUAGUAAACCACCUAUUCCUCCAGGGGCCGUUCAGAGAGCACCGGUACCCCACAUUCGGAGCCCCUUAGUCAGAGGUGCAUCUGGUUCAUCAUGUGGUCCUGCUCAGGCCUCAGAAGUCACCCCAGCACAGGGCCAGCCUGCUGCUUCGGCCCCAACACAAAGCGCAGCACCACCGCCGCCCAGCACUCUAGCCCCCUCCCCGAAGAUCGUCUCUGAGCAAAUCACUCCCACCAUCCCCUCUCCGACGGCAAACAACUCCCCUCUUCCGCCAAUUGCCGAUUCAAGAAAAGAAGCGGUGCCGGCGGCUGACGUCGCAACUGGAGAGGAAGAGGUGAAGAAGAAGAAGAAGAGCAAAGACGUCAAGAAGAAGGAAAGGGAAGACGAGAAGAAAAGAAUGAAGGAAAAGAAAGACAAGGACAAGGCAGAAAAAGAGAGGCUCAGGAAGGAUAAAGAGAGGCUAGAAAAAGAGAAGAAGAAAGGGGGGAAGAAAAAGGACAAAGGGGGAGGAGACGUCGAGGACAAGAAUGGAGCUGCAGCAGCAAGAGAUUCGGCCUAGUUCCCUCACUCGUCAUUCCAGGACAAUGAGAAGGGACGCUGAACAACAAAAGAGGUCAGGGGAACAAAAGACCCGACACGCAGAGAGUGAUUAAUAUAAAUAAAACGGGGUGGCUUCCUAACGCGUCAUUUCAAAAACCUAAUGUAGUCCCAGGACUAUGGUGGAGAAAACUGGAUCAUAGUUUUAAUAGCACCCAGAGAGGCUUUUUGGCCCCUCGCUUAAUGCUUUAUUUUUCACCAAGUUUUAGUAAGAUGGGACACAUUUUCCUUUUUUCAACUGGAGCAUAGGCUGUACAUUACAGAUUACAGUCUUUAUUUCUAUUAGUUUUUUUUAUUUUGAAAUUAUUUGUUGUUUUUUAUUUUAACGGAUUGCAGUGUUUAGAGAAACAUUGACUCAAAAGAUUGAACUGAAGGUUUGCAGAAAUAGUUCUGGUGCCAUAGAGUAUGUAAAUAUGAAGUCUAACUACAGCACAUAGGAUCCUGUUAGCGCUCCACGUGCCCCAUCAUUUCUUCUCCGUGGAACUUGUUAUCUGGAUGCCUGCGACAAAAAGAAAAGAAAACCAUUUGAAGUCGUCUCAAACACAGGCACUGAAGGCAGAAAUGCUAGUAAUGUUGUUGAGGAUGUAUUUAUUGUCAUGUUAAAUGUUGUGAGUGAGUGUGUGCCUUAGUAGUGUAGUGACAUGUGUUACUGUUCAGUGUGUGGCCUCCCUGUUUUCAGUCUCCCUCUGGCUGCUUUUUUCUUUCUUUCUAUCCCUGAGUGGUUUUCCCCAAAUUCUUCUUGCAGUGGAAUAAAUCUAAAGGGGGAAAUGGAGCGAUGUACAAAAGCGUAAAGAGGGAGAACAUUAAGAAUACAACCAGGCACCAUAAAGUGUACGGGUGUUUUAUUUUUUUUGUCUCUGACAAAAGAAAACACAGGGAGAAUUUUCUUGUUUUUAUUUCAAUUUGUGUGUCUGAGGUCGAUUAUUUUUUUUGUGCAUACAAAGCAGGUGCAACAAUAAUUGAUAAGCUGGUUGCGUGAAAAAAACUCGCAAUACCGAGCACCAGCAGUGACUGCGCACGAGUCCUGCAGACCAAAUCUGUAAAAUGAAUAUUAUUUUGCUUUUGACUACUUAUUUAGCCAAAUUUCAGCAUGGGUAAUAACUUGAGUUCAUUAACCGAUUAGAAUGUGAUUUCAAGUAUCUAAAAGAGAAUGAAGGAAGAUUUUUGCACUUGUGAUUUGGUCUCAAAGUACCACUGAACUCGACCUCCCCGUUAGUGUCGGGACGUAGAAAAGGAGUCUCAGUCGUGUGAAAUCUGCCUCGAGGACCUAUAGGAAGCCACUGGACUGGAGGUGCCAGGUGUGCCAAUGUAGCAUUAACCUCUGAUCUUUGACCUUCGGGCUCUGGUGUAUUUAUGUACAAAGUGGUUAAUUUAAUCAAAUAUAGUAUAUUAUGAAUUAUUAUUAUUAUUAUUAUUAUUAUUUUCCAUCCGACUAUUUUUCUAUGUAAGAGACGCCUGGUUGACUGGAACGAUGGCCGACUACACGCACUGUAGUCGCAGGGGGAUCAUCUUAAGUGUUUUAUUUUUCAUUUAUUUUAUUUUCACGCCAAGUCCUCUGCUUCUACACAACAAAACUCGAUGCAUGUCUUUGCUUUUAUUUAACUUUACUGUCACUGUUGGUUAGGUCAACGUAAGGUUCACGAGUCUCCAGUUAACUGAAGGGCAGUAUUAAACAGACUUGAGUAGAAAGACGGGCCUCCGACAGAACAAAAAGGCCAGAUGACGGGUUCAGACCGAUUUUUUGGUAGUUGAAGGUCUUAAUCGUACUGUAUAAUAUACUAAGAAGUGAUUUAUGAGUUUUGAAUAGUUCUUUAAUUCGAGAUCUUGAGUAUGUCUGUCUCACCAAGUUGUGUCGUAACAUUCAAGAUGACUUAUGGACUAACUCCCUAACUAUUUACACUCAGUGUUCUGUACUGUAACAUAUUUAUGCACACAUUAAACUGCACUAAACCCCAUCAGUAUAUGAUGAAUAGUGCCGGUUAGUUAGUGUAAAACCAUUUGAUGGCAAAAAAAAAAAAAA
This is a messenger RNA of Cyclopterus lumpus (lumpfish), 5350 nucleotides long. Its product is annotated as TBC1 domain family member 10A-like. The transcript has 10 exons. NCBI's taxonomy places the organism in Eukaryota, Metazoa, Chordata, Actinopteri, Perciformes, Cyclopteridae. The record is from RefSeq and is a predicted model, not a curated record. The coding region runs from base 512 to 3292 and encodes 926 amino acids.